AUGGGUGAUAAUCAUUUAAAAAUUGAUAAUUUAAAACCACUAUCUAUUGGUAAUAGAAGAAAAAUAAAAAAAAUGAAAUGUUAUGAAAUGUAUAUUUUUUAUAAUAAUAGAGGUGAAAUUAUUGAAGAAGAAAUUAUACGUGAAUUAAAACCAAAAGUUAUAAAAUCAAAACAUUUUAAUUACAAAUGGAAUGGUACUUUACCAAUAUCUAAUAAAAUAUCAAAAGUUGAUUUAAAUAAUCAGGUAUUAAAUCAAAAUUAUAAUAAACAAAAGUUAAUGAAAACAGUAUUAUCAAGAAAUAGGACUAUAACAAGAAUUACACCUUUUUCAUUGUCACAUAAUAAUGAUAUUAGAAGAUCCCCAACAAAUUAUAAUAUAAAUGAAAAUUUUCAAACAUUAAAAAAAUCACUUUCAUUGAAUAAAUAUUAUCAAUAUAACAUUAAUAAGUUAAAGUCAGCUUCACAUACAAAUGAUCCAGUAAAAAUAAUGUAUAAUGAUAAACAAAACAAACCAAAUAAAAACAAAUAUGGAAAAUAUCCAAAAACUUAUGUUAAAACAUCAAUUGAUUCAAUUGCUGAUGAAAAAACAGAAAAUAUAGAAAAAAAUGAAACAAAAAAUUUAUCACAAUUAAUGCCACCAUCAGCUAUUCCUUACAAUAACAAUAGAUUAAUGCAAGCAAAAUUAAAUAAUAAUGUUAUUCUUGAUAAAGAUAUACCAAUGAAAGAAGAGAUAUCAGAUGAAAAUUGUCAAAAAAUACAAACAUUUGCUAAAAGUUUUGGUAUUAUUAAUGUUCAAGAUUGGGUACAUAAUAAUUGUUUUUUAGUCAAAUUAUAUAUACCAAAUGCAACUUGUUCUCAAAUUAAUCAUCUUAUUGAUUCCUGUUAUAAUAAAAAGAAUAUUUAA
Messenger RNA from Strongyloides ratti, 903 nucleotides. RefSeq lists its product as hypothetical. The record is from RefSeq and is a predicted model, not a curated record. Bases 1 to 903 code for a protein of 300 amino acids. The transcript has a single exon. NCBI's taxonomy places the organism in Eukaryota, Metazoa, Nematoda, Chromadorea, Rhabditida, Strongyloididae.